UUUAGUAGAAGAAGAAGACGAUGAUGUCACACAGAGUUCAUGAUGGCGGUUGAUUUGACUCCUCGGUUUCGACGGUUGAACAGCCAAACAAGAAGUUUUCGUGAAAAUAUCCAGCACGGUUUCUCAGGGCCUUUUGGUGCCACCCAGCUGUGGUACAACAUCAUCCAAGCCCUGCAGACUCAGGUGGAGGUGCGUCGCUGCAGAAGACACCUACGUGUUCAUGCUGAAUGUUUCACAGGCUCAGAUGCUGUGGACACAGUUCUCAGUUAUUUAAUGCAGAAUGUGGUGUUUUGUACAAGUGAAGUGUCCCGCCUCAAAGCUGCUCGACUCUGCCAGGCUCUGAUGGAGGCGAAGGUGUUUGAGCCAGUGGGCACAAAGCUGUUUCGCAGAGACAAGGAAGUGGCCUUUGAGGACAGCAGCUGCAGCCUUUACCGUUUUCUGGAAUAUAAAGUAAGGUUGAAUUCAGCCAUGAACGAGGGCAGUGGUGACACAGAAAACAUAGCACCAGAGGAACAGGAGAUAAAGAGGAAGAAGACCUCAAGGCUGAAUGAACUGAGGACCAUCUCCAAUCCUCUUGCUGUUGGACCAUCAGACAGGAGGGUUGAAAGGCUGCUGAGAACCAUCAACCUGCAACCAUCUUUGUCUCCAGCUCGACACACAACCCUCAGGACUUCUGGUUUUCUGUCCAAAGCUGUGGUGGAUGAGGUUUGGAAGCAGCAGACCCUCUUGCAGCUGCUGCAGAUAGUAGAGUUGCCCAUGUUGGACUGCAUACUGACCUCUCCUGAAAGGGUUCAGUCUGGGGCCUGCAGAGCUCCUCUGGUGAACCAGGACCUGGUUAUCUCAAACACAUGCCUGGAAAGAGAGCUGCCAGACACCCUUAACCUACCUCAAUUGGAUGGGUGGCUGUCAGCAGCAGCAGACUGCUUGGAGCUCUUUCCUGACCAGCUGAUCGUGGUUGCAGGGGAACAGCUCAACCAGCAAGGCAGUAAACCCUCUAUCGAGGACAGCGAUGCAGAGCAGAUUGCAAACCAGAAGAGACUACUCUUUGAUACUAUUGCAAAAUACUACAGUGGACAGGAAAGAACACCACUUCUUUCAGGACGCUACCUGGAUAUACAUACGGCAAUUCUGGAUUUACUGGAUGAUGGGAAGGUGCAAGAUGCCAUCAGAGCAUCUCAGUUGUGUUUGAGGCUGCUGGAUACGAGUGUGAGGGAUGAACUGCGGAGACUGCUGGCCUUCAUGGCCACAGCAGCUCACUCGGAUGCCUGUCGUCUGCAGAAACAGACUGAUAACAGGGCAUUGGUCUGCCGCACUUUUCAAAGAGCACUUGUUCAAAAUCAUGAACUGACUCGAUCGCAGAGUGAAACUCUGACACUCUUUCUCAUUGACAAUCACACUGAGCUUUUUAAGUGUAUCACAAAAAGAGUCCAAUCAUUUUACAUGGAAUCUACUCCUACAACCCUUAUUGAAGCUGUGAGGAGAACACUGAGGACGAUGCAGCAGGGCAAAGAUCCUGACUCCAUUGCCACGUUCACCUUCUGCCAGCAGGUGACUCCACAGGAAUAUGAGGACCAGCGAGAGGCUACCACCUUGGAAAGCCUCAAACAGCUUCUUCAUGACAUUUCCUCAAGCAAGAGCAUGCCAAUCAAGGAGAAGAGGAGGCUGCUGAAAGAGUUUGAGAAACAUCACCCUGUGGUCUUCCUCCAGCAUUUCUCCAGCACUUUCUGAAACGUACAACUAACUGGUACUGGUUUGAAUUCAUAGAUGUACUUUCACAAAGUCAGUGGGUACUUGCAGGAUAAAAAUGAUAAAGCUUCAAUGAGUAAUAUGAGUCUAAUUAAAUAUCUUGUUCUGAGAGUUGGACUUCUAAUGCAGACAAAACAUUACAUAAAAACAGGUUAUGAUGCUAAAUCAGUAUAAAACAGGUUGUGACCCUUGAGGAUUUAUUCAGAAGUCUGGGGCUAAGUCUGGAUUUUAGAAAAAGUUACUACUGUCUUGCAGCCAUGGAUGCCUUUUUUUUAACUAAUACACAUUGCAAUUUUAAGAAGUAUUUGGAACCUUUUUAUUAAAGGCAUUAAGUCAGCUGUAGACUUAUAAAGUUUUGCACUAGUUUGAAAACUAAUUGUGCUUUCUGUGUGUGAUCCCAGGUAACUUGAUGCAGGUUUUUAAAAUAGUUUUAUUCUACAUUGUUGACAGAUUUUAUGUUGCAUAAAUCAGUAAUGUUUAAAUUGGGAUUUGUAUUAUUCCAACAUUACAAUAAGGUAAUCAUAACGUAUAUAAAAAGGUUGUAAAAAGGAUUGCUUAAAUAAAAUAUUCAGAAUUUUAUGAAUUUACCCUUUAGCUAGCUGCUCUCAUGUAGCAUUUAAUGAACAGUGUACUAAUUGAUGUACUUCUAUGAUGAAGUACAGUAUUUGGAUAAAGCUAAUGUGUUAUACUGAGAAGUUUUUUAGUGAAGUUGAUUUGGGCUUUAAAAAUGGUGUUGUGCUUUUCAGAAGUAAUCCUGUGCACUUUUAUUUGGCAUUAAUAUUUCUACAUAUAAAAUUAAGAAUAACAAUUUUAUGUUUUUGUGGUGCUUCGAGAGCAUGUUGUGUUGAUGGGAAAACACUGGUAACUGUAACACUAAUGUCACUCGAAUAAGUUUAAUACAUAAGCAUGAAGGUUUUUUUAAUGAAGAUUUUAAUAUGAAAUGAAAGCGGAGAGGACAAAAUACUGUGUUAGGCUAACCAUAGCUCAGGUAAAUACUGUAGGCUUUAAUUUUAUGGGGUUUAAAUGCGUUUAGUGCCAGCAACCCGAUCAAUUUUAACUGUAGCUUUUUAGGAUUUUACUUGAAAUGUAGACAUUAUGACUUGAAAAGGUGUAAGUUUGGUGUCCUAUGACUUGAUAUUGUUUUAGAAUACUAAUUUAAUCUUAAAUAUGAUGCCUCAGUUGAAGUUUUUAUUUUAAAAUGUUACUUUGUGAAGCAAUGGUCAUGCAGAAGUAAUUUACAGUCAAAUCUCAUUUUAGUCAGCAUCUUUUUUUUUCUUUGAAAACACUGAAAUCAUGUUAGAAUGCACUUUAUGAUGCUGAAAUAUGCUUUACUUAAUAAUGCAUUUAAUAAAAGUUGUUCUCUGAAACA
Molecule: messenger RNA, 3115 nt
Organism: Amphiprion ocellaris (clown anemonefish)
Lineage: Eukaryota; Metazoa; Chordata; Actinopteri; Pomacentridae
Gene: depdc4
Product: DEP domain containing 4
Exons: 10
Coding region: 40-1728 (562 amino acids)
Biological process (GO): intracellular signal transduction
Source: RefSeq, a predicted model, not a curated record